UCAGCCCUCAAGCUGGACUUAGAGGAGAAGCUGUUUGGGCAACAUCUGGCCACAGAGGUGAUCCUCAAAGCCCUGGCUGGCUUCCGGAACAACAAAAAUCCCAAGAAACCGCUGAGCCUUUCUUUGCACGGCUGGGCGGGCACAGGCAAGAAUUUUGUCAGCCAAAUUGUAACAGAGCAUCUUCACUCGAAAGGCUUGAAGAGCAACUUUGUACACCUGUUCGUAUCGACUCUGCACUUCCCUCACGAGACGAAGAUAAAACUGUACCAGGACCAGUUGCAGAAGUGGAUCCGGGGUAACGUGACCGCAUGCGCCAGUUCUGUUUUCAUAUUUGACGAGAUGGAUAAAUUGCACCCCGGGCUCAUCGAUGCCAUCAAGCCGUUUCUGGACUACUACGAGCAGAUCGACGGGGUGUCCUACCGGAAGGCCAUCUUCAUCUUCCUCAGGUCAGCAAGGGGGGCUGGUGGCCUGUGGCACAGUGGCCUGAUAGACAAAAACCUCAUCGACUACUACAUCCCCUUCCUGCCGCUGGAGUACCGGCACGUGAAGAUGUGUGUGCGGGCAGAAAUGAAGGCCCGCGGCAUGACCGUCGAUGAAGACGUCGUCACCAGGGUGGCCGAGGAAAUGACAUUCUUCCCGAAAGACGAGAAAAUCUACUCGGACAAGGGCUGCAAGACUGUGCAGUCCCGGCUCGAUUUUCACUGAGCUUUCUUUAUCCGGAUGGGAGGUGACGACAGGGAUGGGAGACCAGCAAACCAGGCCCUCCUUGCCUCGUGGAAGCACUUUGGAAUCCCUCUCUGGGGGUCUGCACAUUUUGCACAAUGGGCUUUCAGGCUCAGGGAGUUCUGAAGGAAGAGCUGGGUUUCAAAGCCACUGAUCUGCUGGACACUCUUGCCGUUUCGCAGCCUGACAGUUCCGGCUGGAACUUUGACAAAAGUGCCUUGGGUGCCACUGUGUGAGUGGAAGGUUAGGAUUGCAUUCCCCAUGCAGCACUGACCUUGGGACCUGUUGUGUUCGGGUGGAAGGGGUUCAAGGGCCGCCCUGCUGUGCCCUGGGGGGCAUUUGGGCCUCACCUGUUGAAAGCCUUCUCCUCUUCCCUCCUCCCAUCCCUCACCUCUUCUUGACAGAGGCCAUUGGCUCCCUUGUAGUGCUGGCGUUAGAAUGGGUGCAGGCAGUCUCCACCCGGGCUGUGGGCCUAUCCCCCGAGCACGAUUGGCCAAUGUGUGCGGGUGGGGGUGGGGAUGUGGGCUUUCUGGCUGCUGGUAACAGGCUGAGGCAUGGGAUGCUUACAUCCAUUUCUCCGUGGGUUCCUCCCUGGUCUUCCUUGGGCCGCACCUGCCCCUGCACUUCCCUCAGCUAGACUUUCCGGCCACACCAGGACGAGGGCCAGUCGGAGACUGCUGGCUCUGCACUCAGGGCCUCCGUCCCCACGGCGAAAGGCCCUUGGCCGUCUUUGCAUGGGACAGUGUGAAAUCUGUGGGGAGUUUGUCCUCCAGUGACCAGUGUCUGAAGCUAGGGCCUGCUUCAGUCCCCGGGUCCCACACCACCAAAGCACAGGGUGUGCCGUGUGUCUUACACAAGUGCCUGGGGUUUCAGGGCUGUGUUUUAUUUUUUUAACCUCAGUCUUACAUAAUGGAAGCAUAGGAUGUUGCUGAUUUUUAAAAAAUCUGGAUGGUUGGUUCCAUUCUCGGGGGACUCUUAAAUGGGAUGGGUUUUUAGUGUCAAUGUGUGAUUGGGAGAAGAGGCUUCAAAAAGUUUGUGGUGGGGGGAAAAAAAUCAAGGGAUGACAAGAUGGCAUUUCUCACGAACUUGUUGCAGCAGUUGUGUGGUGGCGGCUGGACCUGGUGUCAUCAGCUACAGGCGGCACCCUAUGGCUGGAUGGCCCUGCUCCUUGGGAAUAAGAUGGAUGUUUCAGCCAGCGUGAGCUGUGUCCACCCUGUAGUUGCCACAAUUGCAGGCUCAUAUUCACAACAGUGUGUGUACCCUUUCUACGGGAUUUUAUAGUAUGGAAAAUGCCUUAUACAGUAUCAAACUUAAGU
This is a messenger RNA of Echinops telfairi (small Madagascar hedgehog), 2039 nucleotides long. RefSeq names its product torsin-1B. Gene Ontology annotation, cellular component: endoplasmic reticulum lumen; nuclear envelope. Gene Ontology annotation, molecular function: ATP binding; ATP hydrolysis activity; kinesin binding. The record is from RefSeq and is a predicted model, not a curated record. The annotation marks the transcript as partial. Lineage: Eukaryota; Metazoa; Chordata; Mammalia; Afrosoricida; Tenrecidae. Gene Ontology annotation, biological process: protein localization to nucleus; nuclear membrane organization. The transcript is spliced from 3 exons.